GAGUAAAGGAUAUAUACGAAAUAUUCGAUCUAUUUUAUUUUUAACGAAUAAUCAUAAAUUUAUGGGAGAAAUUCUUUUUCUUUUGAUUUUAGAAAAUUUCGUAAAUACGUAAGUAGAAUUUAUAAACCGAAAUGAUGUAAAUAAUUUUUUGUUGAAGUUUGCAAAUCAUUUAUCUAUCUAUUUAACGACUGAAAGCAUUGAACUGUGCGAUAUGUAGAAUAUGCUCGCAUACGUAUGUGUAGUGUUGCUGGUGUACAGUGCCACGAAUGUUUUUGCGAACCGGUUAAAGCGAAUUAUUAGUGAUUUAUUAUCAUGAAUUCGUUCUAAGGAAGAAUUAUAAAUUAUUGUUGGAUUAAUUACAAUUCCUGGCUGUUUUGGACUUUGUACAAAAAGGAAGUGUUUUUAAUAGAAUUAAUCCUGGCGCCUAAACAAAAUGCUUCCGCCAUAUUCACACAAGGAUUCACGCAACAUUGGAAGCCGUAUCAAGGAGAAGCUUCUUGGUUGGAAGCGUUUAAUUUUUUCUGACAAAAAUACCAGGAACUUAUUUUUGUUUUUAAUUUUAAAUUUAUCUUUUGCUUUCGUUGAGUUAUCGUAUGGAAUAUGGACAAACAGUUUGGGCCUAAUCUCAGAUAGUUUCCAUAUGUUUUUCGAUUGUACCGGCUUGUUGUUUGGUUUGGCAGCAUCAGUUAUUACGAAAUGGAGAGCCAACGACCGAUAUUCGUAUGGUUAUCUACGUGCAGAAAUAUUAGGUGGAUUCGUUAAUGGAUUGCUAUUGUUAUUCAUUGCUUUCUUUAUAAUGUUUGAAGCUGUUGAAAGAGCUAUCGAGCCACCUGAUAUAAAACAUGAAAGACUUUUUACUAUAUCUGUGAUGGGACUCAUAGUGAAUUUAGUAGGAAUAUAUGCCUUUCAACAUGGACAUGGGCAUGGUCAUGGUGGUCAUGGGCAUUCUCAUUCUCAUAGUAGUGGACAUGGCCAUUCUCAUUUAAAUCAUAAUCACAGUCACCAUCAUCUUGAUAUUGAAAUUGAUCCAACUUUUACUGGUAAUAAUUCUCAAAUUAUGAAAGGAGUUUUUCUACAUAUACUAGCAGAUACUCUGGGAUCUGUAGGAGUAAUUAUAUCAGCUGUUUUGAUGCAAAUGUUUGGUUGGAUGAUAGCUGAUCCUAUUUGUUCCAUGCUCAUUGCAGUAUUGAUAGUGUUAAGUGUACUCUCAUUAAUGAAAGAAUCUUGGGAGAUUCUUAUGCAAAGACAACCUCCGGCUUUGGAUCAUGUUUUACCACAGUGUUACAAUAAAGUGACCCAAUUGGCUGGAGUUUAUAGUGUGCAAGAACCACAUUUUUGGACACUUUGUUCUGAUGUUUAUGUUGGUUGUAUAAAACUGGAAGUGGCACGAACUGUAGAUCCAAAGUAUGUGGUUGCGCAUACUCAAAUGAUUUUUCAAGCAGCAGGUGUGAGACAACUAACUGUGCAAUUGGAUUAUGCACCUAUGUGAUCUCUUAGAAACGUGCGUAUUGUAAAGUGUUCUUAUAAAUGCUCCAGAAGUGUAUUCAUUUGUCGACUUUGUCAAAAAGGCGUAAGAAGUACAGCUCUGAUGCAAACUAUUUUUGCGAUUUUGGGUCUGUGCGGUUGCUUAGUUUUUAAUAGAGGAGAAUAUCAAUUUCAAUUACAAAUUAUUUAAAGAAUUAUAUAUAAUUUGCCAACUGUCAGCCAUUGGAGCCAUCAAUAUAGGACCUUUUAAUCCUAAAGCUCUGAACUGCUGUUUCCUAGCAUUUUGAGCAUCAUACUAUAGAUCAUACUAUAGAAAAUAUAUAAAUCCAAACAAUGUUGCAUUUCAUUAUAUAAUUAAUAAACUUUUAUUUCUGUUUUUAAAUGAAUGUGUACAGAUCUCUCUUGAGAUCUGGAUUUUUUUAUGAUUACAAAAAUGUUGUUGUAACCUAUAUCUAUUAAAUCGAAAUUUAUAGAUAAAUUAUCAUUUUCAAAUAUUAAAUGUAAUCAUAAGAUUUUCAUUUUUAUAUAUUUAUGCAGAGAUGCUCAUUUUUAGGUUGUAUUAAUGAUUUUUACCAAUAUAUCAUCAUUUAAUAAUAAACAAAAAUAGAAGGUUUUUAAUAUUUCGUUGAAGUAAUUUAUAUGUAAUACGAUUUAUGUACAAUACUUAUUUUGUAAUAGAAGUGUUAUUCCAUUAUAAAUUACUACUCGAAUAUUGUAAAAAUAAUUAAAUCGAAGGCAAUUAUAAUUAUAUUAAAACCAAUAGAAUUAAUUCCGUACAAAUCUUUUAAGAAACAUCUGUCAAGUUUGAUUUUUGCAUUUAAAAAAAAAAAAUGACACGAUAUUUUCUAUAUACUUGUGCAUAAAUAAUGUAUAUGUUUUUGUAAUUAAUUUUCUUUAUCGAUGAAUUUUAUUUUGGAAGAGUUACUUUUCAUAUAUAUAUAUAUAUAUAUAUAGGCAAGUGUGAUGCAGUAUUACUAAUGGACAAUGAGCUAGACAGAAACUACUAUAAAUCAUCAUGCAAUUUUAAGAUAAAAAACAUUUUUCAAACGAAUAUACAGCUUAUUAUAAGAAAACAAGAAAAAUGAACAAAAUAUUUACAUUCCAUGACGUAGAUCAAUCAUUAACGAAGAUUUAACCAACUAACUUUUCCCGCUAAAAAUUUAAUUAAUGCAAUUUUAAUAAUACUUAAAUUAAUAACGCAUGAAAUUUCAUUCUAAGGAAUGAAUCAUCGUAAUAUUAAUUUGCAAUAAUUAACAUUAAAAAAAAGCGAUUGUUUAAUGAUUAAUCGAAACCAUAAAAGAAACGUAUACCUUUUUUUAUCGUACUGUUGUGAAACUUGUAUGAUGCGUCUUAUCGCCAUAGUAAUUAUUCCAAGUCAGAACUCUCGUAUUGUUAUGUUUUCAUAAUCUUAAUAUAUAACCUAAAGAAA
This is a messenger RNA of Vespula pensylvanica (western yellowjacket), 2914 nucleotides long. RefSeq names its product zinc transporter 7 (gene ZnT86D). The transcript is spliced from 2 exons. Gene Ontology annotation, molecular function: zinc ion transmembrane transporter activity. Gene Ontology annotation, cellular component: membrane; Golgi apparatus. Gene Ontology annotation, biological process: zinc ion transport; intracellular zinc ion homeostasis; transmembrane transport. Bases 434 to 1489 code for a protein of 351 amino acids. The record is from RefSeq and is a predicted model, not a curated record. Lineage: Eukaryota; Metazoa; Arthropoda; Insecta; Hymenoptera; Vespidae.